Messenger RNA from Gongylonema pulchrum, 162 nucleotides. NCBI's taxonomy places the organism in Eukaryota, Metazoa, Nematoda, Chromadorea, Rhabditida, Gongylonematidae. The record is from the annotation of a GenBank genome assembly.
AUGGCUUUGCUCGUCAUCGCUGCAGUAUUUAUACUCCAUGUAUUCAUCUACUAUCUGUACAAGGAAUACAUUGUGCUGCGAUACAAAUAUCCUCCGGGGCCGCUGCCAUUGCCGCUUGUGGGGAAUUUCUUGCAGGUAGUAGACAGAACGAAAGCAUGUUGA